Molecule: messenger RNA, 510 nt
Organism: Rangifer tarandus platyrhynchus (Svalbard reindeer)
Lineage: Eukaryota; Metazoa; Chordata; Mammalia; Artiodactyla; Cervidae
Source: the annotation of a GenBank genome assembly
AUGGCGGGCCCCGCGCCGGGGCGGCGGCUGGUCGCCCUGGCCCUGAUCGUGGCGCUGGCUGCGGGACUCCCCGCAGCCGGGGUCGGGCAGGCGCCGCGUCCCGCCGAGCGGGGUCCCCCGGUGCGGCUCUUCACGGAGGAGGAGCUGGCCCGCUACGGCGGGGAGGAGGAAGAUCAGCCCAUCUACAUGGCAGUCAAGGGGGUGGUGUUCGAUGUCACUUCUGGAAAGGAGUUUUAUGGACGAGGAGCCCCCUACAACGCCUUGACCGGGAAGGACUCCACCAGAGGGGUGGCCAAGAUGUCCCUGGACCCUGCAGACCUCACCUAUGACACUACGGGCCUCACGGCCGAGGAGCUGGAAUCCCUGGAUGACGUCUUCACCAGAGUGUACAAAGCCAAGUACCCGAUUGUCGGCUACACGGCCCGAAGAAUCCUCAAUGAGGAUGGCAGCCCCAACCUGGACUUCAAGCCUGAAGACCAGCCCCACUUUGACAUAAAGGACGAGUUCUGA